Messenger RNA from Diuraphis noxia (Russian wheat aphid), 534 nucleotides. It is a transcript of the gene PpV, whose product is annotated as Protein phosphatase V. The record is from RefSeq and is a predicted model, not a curated record. Gene Ontology annotation, molecular function: protein serine/threonine phosphatase activity. Lineage: Eukaryota; Metazoa; Arthropoda; Insecta; Hemiptera; Aphididae.
UCAUUGAAAAUUGUUUUUAUUUUUAUUUUUUUUAACGUUUUGAAUAACGGAACGGGCCCCCCUUUGGGAAAUUAUUUGUUCUACGCACCUUGAUCGGGUUUGUAUUAUUGACGACUAAUGUAAAUCUAGUAGUAUUGGAAUUUUUUUUUUUAAAACUUGAAAUGCCCGAGUGGGAAAACUGGUUCGAGAUCGCCAAACAGUGCAAAUAUUUGCCAGAAAACGAUUUAAAGAAAUUGUGUCAGAUUGUAUGCGAUUUGUUGAUUGAAGAAGCUAACAUCCAGCCGGUCAGCACACCGGUAACAGUUUGUGGCGACAUCCAUGGACAAUUUUAUGAUCUAGAAGAAUUGUUUAGAAACGGAGGCCAAGUCCCAGACACUAAUUAUGUGUUUAUGGGUGAUUUUGUUGACCGUGGAUACUACAGCCUGGAAUCUUUAACUAGACUUUUAACCCUAAAAGCAAAAUGGCCACAUCGCAUCACAUUACUUCGAGGCAAUCAUGAAUCAAGACAAAUCACACAAGUCUAUGGAUUUUAUG